AUGUGCGGAGGUGGCCGCGAUGCUCACAAGUGUUUUGUUUCGCGGCUCCUGUUUUGUUUGCGAGCCUAUGUGUGCAGGCUUAUUACCGCCUCCCAGAUCCUUGACGCUUGUGAUGGCAGCGAAGCCGUCGUGGACAUCUUGCUCUUCUGGCAAAGCUGGUGUGAGCAUUUAGUGUCGGAGUGCAAGGUGAAGACAUGGCGCUGGAGUUCAUUUCAAGAGACGUUGCGGGAAGUUGCUGGCUCCAAGCACUUGCAUAGAAUGACGGAGCAGAGUCCAACACUGGGGGAUAUGAUCAUGGAAGGUAUUCUCUUGACGGAGCUUGUGGGGGCCAAGAAUGCAUUACCUCUGGAGCUCCUGCUGGACGUGUGUCGCCGUCUCCCUGAAGAGCGUCGGGGCGAGCUCAGAGGGGCUUUGCAAGAUCUUCUGUGGCACUGCCUCGCGGGCCGCGGUGGUGGUCUCUCACUGCUCAAUGCCGUGUCUGUCGCACAGGGCGAGACCUCUCUGCCGUGUGAACCUGGCUCUCAACUCUUCGACGCGCUGGCGGACCACAUCGUGAAAGAGCUUUCGGGCCCCGCAGCAGCUUCAGCUGUCAGCUUCUUCUGUCACUGCAGGCCAAGCCCAGAGUUGCAGGAGGCCGUGCUUAAGAAAGUGAAAGGAUGGCAAGCUUUAGAGUUGAAUGUGAUGUUGCGAUGA
This is a messenger RNA of Symbiodinium pilosum, 693 nucleotides long. NCBI's taxonomy places the organism in Eukaryota, Dinophyceae, Suessiales, Symbiodiniaceae. The record is from the annotation of a GenBank genome assembly.